Messenger RNA from Trichosporon asahii var. asahii CBS 2479, 1590 nucleotides. RefSeq lists its product as uncharacterized. The transcript is spliced from 3 exons. The record is from RefSeq and is a predicted model, not a curated record. Lineage: Eukaryota; Fungi; Basidiomycota; Tremellomycetes; Trichosporonales; Trichosporonaceae. Bases 1 to 1590 code for a protein of 529 amino acids.
AUGCUCUGCCUCACCCUUCUCCUUGCCUUCCUACACUUCUCAAAAACAGUAUGGGCUCAGUUCAACACGACGUUCCGAUACACCUUCCCUCCCCGGGCACCGCACUUUGACCUCUACGAAAACGGCCCUUUCGAGUGGAUCUACGACGACGAUACCGGAUACAGCGUGUCACAACCCCGUCAAGACAGAAGAGCGGUACCGUUUCCAAUUUCGGUUGUGGGUGAAAACUUCACGCUUUACGGAGAUCCUGUCACGGUGAUGAAUGCGACCGAAGGUGUUUCGAUCACACUCCUUAGUCCCGUCACCGGUGAUGUCAGGAGAUUCCACAACAGCAGUGGGCGGGUGAACGUGACCGCUGAGGUCGCCGGGAACUGGACGCGGAUGGAGCCCAGGGUCUUGAACAUGUGGGCGGUGAAGCAGCCUGCCACUCAUAUCACUCUCCACAACCUCACUAUAGACGUACCAGUUCGAACUCAGGCUGGACAUGAAGUCACAGGCUUCAGCUCCAGCGAUGUCAUACCCGAUGCAGGUCAACCCUACUGGACGGGACGUUCUGGUGAAACCGCGGAGGUUUCGGGAGACGACGUUGUUCUUGAGUCCCUCAUGGAACUGGUGUUUGCACCGCCAGCUAAUACGUCCCUCAUCCGCGUUCUCGGACCCGUAGGCCCAAGCCUGCAGCAGCUCAAGACAACGCCCUUCGCUCCUGAGCUGCCAGUUUGUGUCGCGCUUUUGGACCCUGCGCCGCCUUGGCUGCAAUCAACUCUCAACAUGCAAUUGGAGGACUUUGUGAUGGACUUGGAAUACAACUGGCCGAUGGCGUGGCAAACAUUCCCUCGGAACUUUACCAACACGACGCUUUUCCUCCUUCCGCUCGAUCCGACAGUACAAUACAACGUCAAGAUCCUACCCCGGCGCAACAACACGUUGUGCGUUGUGUCAGGGUUUCAGACCUACCCUUUCCACUUCAACUACACCGCUCUGAAUGUGGAGAACGUCACGCAGCCUGGUGUCGACACAUCAACCGACACUGUUGAGGAUACGGACGGCAGUGGGCAGAGCUACCCAAGGCAGGGUCCGAACCGAACGGCCAUCAUCGCAGGCUCAGUAGCAGGCGCGGUCGUGGCACUGCUCGCAAUUGGAGCCGCAAUAAUCCUGACUCGCCGCUGUCUGGUGGGCCAUCGUACUCGGCCCGAUCCCGGCUUUGAGGUCGAUGAGGGUGACCACACGAGUGAAAUAGCGCCCUUCCUUGGCGGCUUCGUCUCGCGAGUGAGGCACAGUACACGUGUCUCCAGCAAGAACAUCGGCCAACCUGCAAUCAUCCAACCGGCGGCGGCUAAUUCAAAUCCUCCCUCUCAGGAUCUCGUUUUAUCCGAUGCAGCUGGUCCUGCAUUUGCGCUCCCCACAGCCCCCGAGGCUCGAGUGGUUCACGAUCAAGACGCGGAGGACGCUGCCCUGGAAGUGCUUCCGCCCAUGUACAGCGAGGCGUGGGCUAGGCGUCGCACAAGCAUGGCGCUCCAGCACGGGGCGUCUUCAGUGACAGGGGCCGGUCAAGAGAGCCGCGCAGAGGAGAAAGGGAACCUCGGUCGUUAG